CCGCCUCUGAUGCACCACGCCGUAACCUUUCCUUUCCGCGGUCCAGCGGCUCGUAGGCCGCCAUCGGCAGCAAUAAUACCCUCUUCCCGCUUCUCUCCUCCCCUUUGAUCUUCUAUUUCUGCGGCGGAUUUGAGGUACAAAUCGAAGCUCUGAUUCUCACCCCAAAUUUAUUUUGGUGACGAUGUCAACCCUAGAGAUUGAAGCACGAGAUGUGAUAAAGAUAGUCUUGCAAUUCUGCAAAGAGAAUUCAUUGCAUCAAUCCUUCCAAGUAUUACAAAAUGAGUGCCAAGUUUCAUUGAAUACUGUGGACAGCCUUGAAACAUUUGUUGCUGAUAUUAAUAGUGGAAGGUGGGAUGCUAUCUUGCCCCAAGUGUCGCAGCUUAAACUUCCAAGGGAUAAAUUGGAGGACUUGUAUGAACAGAUAGUCUUAGAGAUGAUAGAGCUUCGUGAGUUAGACACUGCACGUGCCAUAUUAAGGCAAACUCAGGCUAUGGGAGUAAUGAAACAAGAGCAGCCUGAGAGAUAUUUGAGACUCGAGCAUUUAUUGGUUCGGACCUAUUUUGAUCCCAAUGAGGCUUAUCAAGAGUCAACUAAGGAGAGGCGUCGUUCUCAGAUUGCUCAAGCUCUUGCUAGUGAAGUUAGCGUAGUGCCACCAUCUAGAUUAAUGGCUUUGAUUGGCCAGGCUCUUAAAUGGCAGCAGCAUCAAGGGAUGCUUCCCCCUGGAACACAGUUUGAUUUAUUUAGAGGGACCGCUGCCAUGAAAAAGGAUGAGGAUGAUAUAUAUCCAACAACUCUUGGCCAUCAAAUAAAGUUUGGAAAGAAAAGCCACCCAGAAUGUGCACGAUUCUCUCCUGAUGGGCAGUACCUAGUUUCAUGCUCAGUUGAUGGGUUUAUUGAGGUAUGGGAUUACAUGAGUGGGAAGCUCAAGAAAGAUCUUCAAUAUCAGGCUGAUGAUUCCUUUAUGAUGCAUGAUGAUGCUGUACUUUGUGUUGAUUUCAGUAGAGAUUCAGAGAUGCUUGCAUCUGGGUCCCAAGAUGGAAAAAUCAAGGUUUGGCGAAUACGAACUGGUCAAUGCUUGCGGCGUCUUGAGCGGGCCCAUUCACAGGGCGUUACUAGCCUCACUUUCUCUCGUGAUGGAAGCCAGCUUCUUAGUGCAUCAUUUGAUAGUACCGCAAGAAUUCAUGGCCUCAAGUCUGGCAAAAUGUUGAAAGAAUUUCGAGGUCACACUUCAUAUGUUAAUGAUGCAAUAUUCACAAAUGAUGGCAGCCGUGUCAUUACAGCUUCCAGUGAUUGCACUGUGAAGGUGUGGGAUAUGAAAACAACUGAUUGUUUACAGACUUUCAAGCCGCCCCCUCCUUUAAGGGGUGGUGAUGCAUCAGUGAACUCUGUUCAUCUGUUUCCAAAAAAUACUGAACACAUAUUAGUAUGCAACAAGACAUCAUCAAUUUACCUCAUGACUCUUCAAGGACAGGUGGUGAAGAGCUUUUCAUCUGGUAAAAGAGAAGGUGGAGACUUUGUUGCUGCCUGUGUUUCACCAAAAGGAGAAUGGAUCUACUGUGUUGGUGAAGACAUGAAUCUGUAUUGUUUCAGCCAUCAAUCUGGUAAACUAGAACACUUGAUGAAGGUUCACGAAAGGGAAGUGAUUGGUGUAGCUCAUCAUCCUCACAUGAAUCUUGUUAUUACCUAUGGGGAAGAUUGUGCUCUGAAAGUUUGGAAACCAUAGAUCAUAGACUGGGCAAAUGCUUCUAUCAACAUUCUCUUCUGCAACUGAAUCAAAAGUUUUGCUAGUGUCUGGAGCAACACUUCAAAUUGGAUCAUCAUUUUGUUUAGAUUGUAUUUUUUUUUUUUAGUUUUCAUUGUAUUUUGCUAAUGUUCUGUGUUAAUAUGAUUUAUCUGAGGUCAGUGAAUCAAGGUUGAGGUUGAAUGUUAGUAAAAUACAUCGGAUACACAUUUUUCUUGUAAGAUGUUUGUUUAAUUGCAGAAAUAGAGUUUUAUUGCAUUU
Dendrobium catenatum is the source of this 2002-nucleotide messenger RNA. RefSeq names its product suppressor of mec-8 and unc-52 protein homolog 1. Gene Ontology annotation, molecular function: protein binding. Bases 182 to 1723 code for a protein of 513 amino acids. The record is from RefSeq and is a predicted model, not a curated record. Gene Ontology annotation, cellular component: precatalytic spliceosome. Gene Ontology annotation, biological process: mRNA splicing, via spliceosome. NCBI's taxonomy places the organism in Eukaryota, Viridiplantae, Streptophyta, Magnoliopsida, Asparagales, Orchidaceae. The transcript has 16 exons.